CUGGGCUGCCGUAACAGUGGGAAACUGGGUGGUGGCGGGCAAAGUCAGUCUGCGCCAUAGUUUGGGCCCCUGGGCGGCUGGGUGGCAGGGAGGCGGUGUUUUUCUGCCGGGGCGUACGUGGGCGGUGAGCAACUCCGAGCGCAAGGGCAGACGCCUCCAUAGUGCUGGCGCCCAUUUUGCCCGCCCUCUGAGGAGUGCCCAACGCGGCCUACACUCGUCAGGGACAGCUCUUUGAGGCAACUUCGCCAGGAACAACGACCUCUUUUGAAAGUCGGUCCUAAAACAUUUUCUGGAUAUGCCACAAAAGGAUCCAUGCCAGAAACAAGCCUGUGAAAUACAGAAAUGUUUACAAGCCAACAACUAUAUGGAAUCGAAGUGUCAGGCUGUCAUCCAAGAACUUCGUAAGUGUUGUGCUCGAUAUCCCAAGGGAAGAUCUCUUGUCUGCUCUGGAUUAGAGAAGGAAGAAGAAAACCUGACAUUGAAGUCUGGAUCCAAGUAAAGUUGUACUGAGAAGUUAAAUUCUGCUUCAUGUUUCCCUCAAGUGUGUUUUAUUUACUACCCCUUCUUCAAGCCAGGUAGCAGCAAACAGCAAAUGAAAAAAAUUAAUUAUAAGAGUUAGCAAAUAUGACAUCUAUACAAAAUAGACCAAAAUAACCUGUUAGAAAAUAAAUAUGGGGGCUGGAGAGAUGGCUCAGUGGUUAAGAGCAUUGCCUGCUCUUCCAAAGGUCCUGAGUUCAAUUCCCGGCAACCACAUGGUGGCUCACAACCAUCUGUAAUGAGGUCUGAUACCUUCUUCUGGGCUGCAGACAUACAAACAGACUAUUGUAUACAUAAUAAAUAAAUAAAUAAAUAAAUAAAUAAAUAGAAAAUAAAUAUGUAUAAUGUAAAAUGGAACUGCUAAAAUAAACCUGUUUUACAUGAAAAUAUUGGUUUGUUAAUGAAUGUAUUUUAGGAGACUAUUAGAUACAGAUAUUAAUGGAUUCUCUUUUAAUCCGUGAAUUCAGACUGUUAUCUGUAUCUUGAUCUUGCUUGCCAAAUCUUGGAUCUAUGUUGAAUAUGGAUAAGAUACACAGAGGAAUGUGUAGAAAACAAUUUAUUACAGAAUAACCUGAAAUAUUCUAAAGAGUAAGUGGAUAAUGCCCAGAGAUCAUUAUGCUAACAUACUUGUUGAAGUAGAUUGUAUUCUAUUCAUCUUUUAUGUUUUUAACUUUUAUUUUUUAUUGUAUGUGGAUAGGUAUUCUGCUUACAUGUGUGUCUCUAUACCGUGUGUGUUGAUUCUUCUGGGAGUGGAGUUACAGACAGUUGUGAGCUGCCACAUGGGUACUGGGAAAAGAACUCGGGUCCUUUGAAAGAGCAUCUGGUGCUUUAACCCCUGAGCUGUCUCACCAGCCCUGAUUGUAUACUAUUUUCUAAAUUUCAAGAAUAGGUAGCUUUCCCAAGGGUGUUUUCCUGUCCUGGUGAUUGAAAGGCACAUUUGGAUUAACUUGCAAGAAUGAGAGAACAAAGGUGUGGCUUUGUUCUUUACCAGAAAACCCCUGGCUAGAUAGUAAUCUUAUGAUCUUCCCAACAGGUCAGAAUGUAAUCUACCCAUGGUGCUCAGAUCAGAUUCUUUGAAUUAGUAAUCAAAGUCCCACAGUUUCAUUUAGUGGUUUUACAAAGUGCUGAUUAUGGAAGAAGCCAUGCUCAAUAAACUUCAAGCCAGAUAACAUAUAACUAGCUAUUUAACAGGACAAGUGGUGUCAAUGAUAAAGCUUAAGUUGCAUGAGGCCCUCCAGCAUUAGAAUUAUAAGACCCUUCAUAGAUUACAUGCUACACUAUUUUAAAGUUUCUUUUAACCUAACUCAACACCAAUAAUUCCGUUGCCUUCCAAAUGCCAGUAGGAACAUUGUUUGGUUUUUUUUUUUUUUUUUUUUUUUUUUUUUUUUUUUUUUUUUUUUUUUUUUUUUUUUUUUUUUUUUUUUUUUUUUUUACAUCCCUAUCGCAGUGCCUAGCCACAAAUACUUAAUAUUUCUUCAGUGUUAGGAGAAGCACAUAGGUUAUCCCUCACAAGGGCAUCUUGGCAGUCAGGAGCAAAGGAAUACCACAAAAUCAUACCAUACAGCAAACAUCACACAAGAGAUUUACACGAGAGAGACACAGAAUGGCAGCUGCCUCUGACCAGAAACAGACAACAAUGGACUGGGUAGAGGGGCGAUCUUUUGAAGGGUCUAUGAAGCAUGCUCAGUGAGCUAAUAGAAAAGUACAGUGCAGUUAUAAGUAGAGCUUGAGCAUUAAGCCUGAGUCACAGGAGCAGCAAGGGGCAGGGUGAAUUUCCACCUACCAGUGACUGUAAGUGUUACAGCUCUGAGGGGAAAUGUUUCCCCAAUACAAGUGUCGCAGCUUUGAGGGGAAAUGUUUCCCCAAUUCAAGUGUUACAGCUCUGAAGGAAAAGGCAUCCUGGCAGUUCCGAGCCAAGGAACACCACAAAAUUCCUCCACACAACAAACCUCACAACAGAUUUAUUGGAAAAGAUAUAAGAGGGUGCAACCUGAUUUCUAAUUGGUCUUAAUAAUAAAAACCCAGAGUCCGAUAUUACGGGGUAAAAGCUGAAAGAACAGAGAAGCAGAGAAGCCAGCCACUUGUUCUUACCUCUAUGAAAUCCUCAGACCAAAUUGGGCCUGUCUCUACAAGUCCUCAGACUGAAUGCGCUGAGCUCCUCUCUCCUCCCCGCUUAUAUUCCUCUCCCUGCCCAGCCAUAUUUCUUCCUGUCUCCACUUCCCUAGUGCUGGGAUUAAAGGUGUGUGACUCCCAAGUAUUGGGAUUAAAGGAGUGAGCCACCACCACCUGGUUCUUUUUCUCUUUGAGACCAGAUCAAUCUAGUGUAGCCCAGGGUGGCCUUGAAUCCACAGAGAUCAGUCUGCCUCUGCCUCCAAAGUGCUGGGAUUAAAAGUGUGUGCCAUCACUGCUUGGCCUCUUAUGGCUAAGUAGUGGGUUAGCUCUGCACUCUGAUCUUAAGGCAAACUUUAUUUGUUAAAUCACAAAUCAAAUAUCACCACAAUAGAGUGUUGCCCUUGGUUUAGGAGCAAAGCAGCAAAGAACUAAAUGGGAGGCAGACAUUAUAUAGGGUUUCUUGGGGGCAGAGUUUCAGAUUUCCAACGUAGGGAUUGGUAGGACUUCAAGUCCUGAUCUUGGGGCGAGCUCAGGGAUUGGUGGGAUUUUGAGUUCAGGUAUUGGUGAGUUUUUGAGCUAAGAGAUUGGUGGGUUUUCAAAACCCAGAAGUGAGCUCAGACCUUUUGCCCUAUGGUUACCCUACACAGUCUUCUAAUGUUCAGUGAUCCCUAAUUUAUCAUGAAGGAAUGGAAAAACCCUUUCAUUGCAAGUCAAUGGGAAGCUUAAUGAGAACUGAACCAAAGAGCUACACUGAGGCUGAAUGGUUUUUAUUCAAGGCAUGAACUGCCAAGUUGUCUCCAAGUGAAGGGAGAGCAACCCCACAAAAAGGGGAGUUUGGAGUUUUAUAGGGUGGUCUUAAUUGGGUGAGAAAGCAUUGUGUGAAAAGAAAUUGCUGUAAGCAAAAAAAAAUUUAUGGAUAGCAGGACACAGAGAAGCCUUUUGUUAGGAAAACAGGAUGUUGUAGUCAAGCUGCUCUUCUGAGAUAAGGGUCAGAUGACUUUUGAGAUGUGCAGAAUGUUCCAUUUCCAUUUCUCUUGAAGGAGUCAGGCCCCACCCAGAUCAUCCAUCUUGGUAUCUUCAGCAAGUCCUUCUUGGACCAGCCUUAUAGUCAGCAUUGUUUGACAAAACAACUUUUCUGGUGAGAUGAAAUACGUGUAUCUACUCAACCCAAAUAAGGAGCCCAUGACAGACCAAAGUUCAGAUACCACCAAAUUCCGACUUGGAGAACCAAUGAAUUUUAUUGGAGUUAACUUGUAAGUAAGGAGCAGAAAUUAAUCAAAGGUGGCUGCAUCGCCAAAGCCAAAAGCUGGGAAUCUAGAGCACAAUGCACAACCUACAGGCAGUUCAACAGGUUGAGUUAUCUCAAGUGACUCAUUUGGUCUAAACCUCUUCCAGGUCGUCCAGCUUGUUUCUGAUUCUUCUAGGCAGUUGGCCUGGUCUUAGGAUCUUCUUUGCAGUUUUAUUGCUUACUCUGGGAGGGAGAAGCCUAGUGAAUCUGGUCAAUUUCAGGGACUUCCUAGAACUAUUUUGAGUUGUUUAACUCCUUAAGAAGCUUCCUAGCAGGAUAGAAUGUUUUAAUCUCAGAGGAAACUGUUAAACAACAGUCAGGCAGACUAACAAAAUUAAGAAUUUUAGGUAGCUUAGGUAGGCUUUAUUUCUUUAUAACCAAAACCCUAUAGAAGAUCCAAAUACUAUAAAAACAAAACUUCUGAAGGAAACCUUUCAAUAACUGGCAGCUAUUUUAUAUCCAUUUGCUUCCCUCAAAUAAGUGUUAUUAUUACUAUUACCCCUUAUAUCCCCCCAAAAAAAGAUGCCUUUUGGGGCUGAGGAUGUAGCUCAGCUGGUAGAGUACUUGGUUAAUGUAUACAAGGCCCUGGGUUUGACCCUCAGCACUACGUAAACCAGGUGUAAUACAAACCUGUAAUCCCAGCACUUAGGUGAAGUUGGGAGUAUCAGGUGGUCAUCCCCAGGUACAUAGAAAGUAAACUAGACUAUGUGUGACCUAUCUCAAAAAAAAAAAAAAAAGAAAAAAUGCCUUUGUAAGAACAUGAGUGUACUUCCUUGAUAUCCAAAUAACAUUAGUUGAUAAUAAAUCUUUUUUUUUUAAUUUUAAGUGUGUAUGUGUUGUUAUGCCCAAAUCCGCAAAGUCCCUGCAAAAGCCAACAAGGUGAUGGAGUCCCAUAUGUAAAAACAAAGAGCCUUUAUUUUAAUCAAGUUUGCAAACUUGGUCUCUCUGCAUGUCCAGCAUAUUGGAAUAAUCGGAGAGCCCGAGCUCAAUUAGAAUUGGGUUUUUAUAGUAGUAAAGGUGGGGGUGAGGGGUUUCUGAAGUUCAGGAUCCCUGAUUGGCUGACAUUUGUCUAGGGGUGUCCUGUUGAAUGUGCACUGGCAAGUGAUCCUAUCUACAGCGGUUGGAAUGUUAGGAAUUUCCCUUGAAUGGUCUGUUCUUGGGCAGUGAUUGGGUAAUCUCAGCUUGUGGUUCCUCCUGCAACCAGGUAUUGCUUCCUGCAGCAGUUCAGUCCCAAAGAAACACACAGAGGCUUAUAGUAAUUACAAAAUGAUUGGCCUGUUAGCUCAGGCCAAAGUGACUAUCUGGCUCUGUGCUGCCUGAGAGAUAUUUGGUCCGCAAAGAAGGGUAACAGUUUGAAAUUCUAAUGAAGUAAUUUAAGUGAACACUCAUUAAUGGGAAAAACUUUUUUUUCCCCCCGAGACAGGGUUUCUCUGUGGUUUUGGAGCCUGUCCUGGAACUAGCUCUUGUAGACCAGGCUGGUCUUGAACCCACAGAGAUCCGCCUGCCUCUGCUUCCCAAGUGCUGGGAUUAAAGGCGUGCGCCACCACCGCCCGGCAGGAAAAACAUUUUUAAUAAAGCAUUUCAUAAUUAUAAUGUUUACAUCAUCUAUGACUCUAAAUUGCACUUAAAAUAACAUUGACAGUGAUUGCUUAGGACUUAUAUAUUACUCACAAAAUCAAAUAAUUAUUUUUUUCUGUUUUAUUAGUUAUGUUUACUCAAUUAAGCUUUAAAAGUAUACUGCCGAUUGACAAUAGUUUAAGAAAUUCUUCACAUUUCAGUUAAGUCCCUCUGAUUACCAGCAUUACUUUGCUUCUAACUGAGGAUAUGCUAAACCCUGGGGAUAUUUGUAUUUGGUACAAUUUCUUGUCACUUAGAAUUCAGUAUUUUUCUUACCAGUGGAGUUGACUAGAAAAUGAUAAAUUGAGAACUAAAGUAAUGAAUCCUGGGGCUGACACAUAUUAUAUCAUCUGUAAGUUAAUUAAAUUAAUAUUGGAUGGAGUUCCCUCUUAGUUGAAAACUUCAAUAUAAUAGAUGUUUUGCCAAAGAAUGUAAUUCACAAAAAAAUUCAGGAUUAUACACUGACACUUACGUAAUAUCAUUUUACUGAAUUUGUAUACUUUUUAUACUUUUAUUUAAUGAAUUUCAUAUUAAGUAUAAGAUAUCUUAUGAUAAUUCUUUGGAAAUUAAUAUUAUAAGGUCAAAAUUCUCAUAAAUCAACAUCUGCCAGAAUAAUAAAAUCUAUUCAGAAAAAAAGUAUACUGCCUUAUUUUGAGUUUCAAAAGCUUCCAAAUAUUUGUUUCUUUAAACUAUCCUAUCUUAUUUUAAGUCAACAGAUCUAUUAGAAGACAUUGACUUAAAUCUUAUUCUCUUUAGCUAAUAUGGCACACAGUAAAAUUAAAUACCCAAGAGAGAAGGCUUAACCAUUACAGAAUACUUUUUAUGUAACACUGAUCAAGACUAACACUGAAACAUAGUCGUCAGGGAAGAACUCUUGUGAUAACUAUGAUCUCAUCUCUCAUUUUGAAAAUACAAAACUCUCCAAGUAGCUAUUAGUGAUGUUAAGUAUAAUCAUUUGGUUUGUGAUUGAAAGACUUUAUCAAAGAAGUACUUUUCAACAGCAAUGGGUAAAGCAAUUGUAGGGUAAUAUUUGGGCAGCAAGUCAACAGUCUAUUGCUCUACAGCCUUUUAUUUAGUAUUUUCAGGUUAUACUGAUGGCAAAAAAAUUCCCUUUUCCAUUUUGCUGUAAUACACCUUUCUUCUUACAAUGUAAGUCAGUAAAGUGUGAUAUUAUAUUUGUAUUUAGUAAGCAGAAAUCAUUUCCAGUUAGCUUUAAAAUAAAAUUUAAAAAAUAUUUACUUGUUAACAGAAUUCUAAUUUUAUUAGCACCAAGUUCCAACUCCUUCAGUGGUUCUGUCUUUACUACUCAUCAAGAAAAUCUGGGAUGUGUGAAGCCUCAACCUACCACAAUGGCAUCCUGAACCAGUGAAGUCAAAAUCCCUACAACAAGAGCCACAAGCCAACAUUUAAAAUUAUGCAGAUGAUUUCCUUGUGUAAGCAAGGAUUAGAACUGAUGCUCUUAGUAAUCACAUAAUUUCUUAACAUUUUAAUAUUGGAAAAGAUAGACAGUUUUAAUACAGCAAAAUGUGAAAAGAGGCACUAGGAACAAAAAGGGGUGGGGAGAUGGAAAAGCAAAAAAGAAGGAAGCCUAGCUUUUCUUCAAAUUCUACAUCUCUUAAGAAGGAUAAAAGCAUCAAAGAUCUGAACAACACUGCAUGAUUUCUGGGAAAUCAGGUCCAGAACUAAAAUUUUUCUCCCAACACCCCGUGGUAAUCUGAUUAACUGAACAGAAAACCUAUUAUAAAUAGUCUAUUUCACAAAAUAAGUUCUUCCCAUGAGAAAAAGAAAGGAAACUGCUAGUUUAGCCAGGAGUUUCAUAUUCCUGCAGGGAUAGCUGGAUGAACACUUUUCUCUUAGGUGAAACAAAACUGAUGGCACACAAAAAUUUCAAAUUCAUUUGUAUAUCACCUUUUCAGGAAGAGAUUUCUAAUGCUUUCCAAACUGGAAAAGUAUAGCUUUCAAAUAAGAGCUUAACCCUUAGAUAUGUCAAACUUUCUGGCAAAUAUGAAAGAAGAAUAAAGAAAACAUUCUUAAUAAUUAACAACAGAAGACAUCUAUCUUCAAAAACCAUAAGUACACACAUUAAAACUAUAAUAACUGGAGCCGGGCGGUGGUGGUGCACGCCUUUAAUCCCAGCACUCGGGAGGCAGAGGCAGGC
Molecule: messenger RNA, 7712 nt
Organism: Alexandromys fortis (reed vole)
Lineage: Eukaryota; Metazoa; Chordata; Mammalia; Rodentia; Cricetidae
Gene: Cmc4
Product: C-X9-C motif containing 4
Exons: 3
Coding region: 296-499 (67 amino acids)
Cellular component (GO): mitochondrial intermembrane space
Source: RefSeq, a predicted model, not a curated record